AACCGAGACCUAGAUUCUCUCUCAAACUUCAUCUUCUUCUUAUUCUUCUUCUUAUUCUCUCUCUCUUUGAUUUUCCAUUUGAUCUGCAAAACCCAAGUUUAGAUUUUCCCAACAAUUACCCAUUUGGUAGAAAGAUGCACGAUUUCUGUUUCACGAUCCUUCCAAAAUGACGAUGUUUAGAAAUGGCUGUGAACUGCAGGUCCAGGCUCGAGCCACGGCUGGACGCGUUCUACUUCGGGAACGCAAUACAGAGCAUUCUGACUAUUGCUCCGGCAAGGGAGCUUCUGUCUCGGGAUUUGAGCUGGGGAGUAGAUCUGCUCCACAAAGCUAAUAAGUUUGACAGCAAGAUCUCAGCCUUUCCUGGGAGGGAAGGAAACGAAGCCGUCGAUCUGGAGGUUGUCUUAGCGCCGGAGACGAUGACCGAACUGGAGAACGAUGUUGAGUUUAUGCAAUACUUCUCAGGAAAGGAAGCAUGGUAUCACUUGUUGGUGGUGGGGGAGCAAGAUUGGUGCUCAUUCUUGCUGGGUAUUUGAGUCUCAAGGCUUUUGAGAAGAGAAAGAACUCGUAUUUCGCUCUGGUUCUUGAGACUGGUAAAAUUCUUCCACUGUGUUUGAAGAUCUUGCUCUAUUUUUGUGUUUCCUUUUUUGGGUUUAUGAAUUUGAGGAGAUAAGCUUAAUCCAGAGCUCUACUUUUAGUGAUCGGAUUUGGAUUCUUUUUGUUUGGAAUUUGAAGUUGGAGAUUCAUCAAAUUUUGUAGUUUCUGGUAUUAACUUUGUUAGUAGUUUAUCAGAUCGUCGGGUGCUUUCUUUUUUUUU
Rubroshorea leprosula is the source of this 814-nucleotide messenger RNA. The record is from the annotation of a GenBank genome assembly. Lineage: Eukaryota; Viridiplantae; Streptophyta; Magnoliopsida; Malvales; Dipterocarpaceae.